AUGACCUCACCUAGUCUUACCUCUCUCGCCCUUCCCCCAUUCGCACUCCUCAAACGACUCAUCACCGCCCUCUCACUGACAUCACUCCCUGCUGCUGUAUCCGCCACUGCUCAACCUGAACAUCGAUCGAUAUGGGAAUCGUUAGGUGACGGUGUGAAGGCUGUCGCUCUCAGAUGGCGAUGGCGUACUACUUUAUUGGAACAAGUCGAGUCCUCUUCCACCUCCCUCCCUCCUCAUAUAGCCUUCUCCCGCUCUCACCCUUCCAACACUCACCCCAAGCCCCCAAAGCCCCCAAAGCACUCCCCCCCACCGCCCUCAAUACCCCCCACUCCGCUCUACAAACUAUACUUCCAUCCCCUCCUCUUCGACCCUCUUCGCUGCCCUCGCCUUCCCAUCAUCCUCUGUCAUGGAUUGUAUGGGUUUGACGUUAAAGGACCGAGUAGCUUCCCAGCCCUGCAGAGUCAUUAUUGGGAUCGAGUGCUCAAGGUCCUCAGGGGCAAAGUAGGGGCCGAGGUUGUCUGCCCAGCAGUACCAGGAACAGGAAGCAUCAUAGAGCGCGCAGAGAAGAUGCACGCAUUCUUACGCGAGAAGCUCCCUGGCCGGGAAGUGAACUUCAUUGCUCACUCGAUGGGGGGACUUGAUUGCCGUCACUUGAUCACCCAUCUCCAGCCUAGGGAGUACACACCCCGUUCCCUAUUGACAAUCUCUACUCCUCAUCGUGGAAGUCCGGUGAUGGACUGGUGUGCUGCGAACAUAGGUGUAGGCACCGCCCUCUCUGACGCCCCCCUACCCCCUCCUCCCCUCCUCCCAUUCUCCCUCAAGUCUCCUCUGCUAACCCGCUUGCCCUCCUCAACGAAACUCACCCUCACCCUCUCCUCCCUCCCGAGCUCACUCACCUCCCUCCUCCUGAACAUGGUCGACUCCCCCGCAUAUGCGAACCUGACCACAUCCUACCUCGAGCACUCUUUUAACCCCUCUACGCCCGACUCGCCUCAAGUCAAGUACUUCUCCAUCGCUGCUCGAGUAGGCCAACUAUCGAUUUUGCAUCCUCUCUGGCUCCCCAAGCUGCUGAUGGACGCCGCUGCCUCUCUUACGCCUGACGGAGAUGAGGGAAACGAUGGCUUGGUGGGCGUGAAGAGUGCGAAAUGGGGAGAGUACUUGGGGAGUCUGGAGGAUUGUGAUCAUUGGGAGGUUAGGGGCACUAGGGGGCUUGUGAGAGCUUGGGAGAUCUGGGGGAAGGGGGAAGAGGGGAAGGGGCGCGGUACCCGCGCCAGCGACGCUUCCACCACUGGCAACAGCAACAGCAACAAUGCCAAUGCCAACAAGGAGAGACAUGCCCACGCCCUUGCUCACCGACUCACCCACACGCUGCAACAGAAUCGAGCCGAGCUCCUCUCCCGCGCGCACGAGCUGCGAGAAGAAGCGCUCGCGCUAGAGAGUCAGGGACGGAUGGAGAGGGAGGAGAGGGGGGCGGUGGAGAGGUUUGGACGGGUUUUGGAGUGGGUUACUGAGGGCGGGUUGGGGUUGGGCGGUGGGGGGAGUGAGAAGGGGUUGGUGGUUGACGGGGGUGGGAAUGGGAGUGGGCUCGAGCACAUGGGUUCUGGCUCGCCGUCUGGGGACGAGCCGAUCCCUCUUCCUGCGCCUGCCGCAAGCUCCCGCCCGAAUACCACCAGGGUCGCCCAUACUACCCUAACCACGAACACGAACACGAAAGCGACACAAGCGUCCCAAGGCAGAGCGCAACAGGAAGAAUGGAGAAAGCUCCCUGCGUUCGAUAUGGAACGGUUUUAUGUCGCCCUCAGUAGGAAGCUGUACGAUGAGGGCUUGUAGCCUGUGGUCUUCAGCUUGAGUGGUUCGCUGAGUUAGGGGAGGGGAGGAGGAGAGGAAGCAAGGAGUCGAAUGUGGAGCGUACAGUUGCCGCGUUGUAUUGAUGGUGGAAGGUAGAUGUAUGCGUAUGUAUCGUACCGGCUUGGGCUGGAGUGUAAUGCCCCUUGUCCAGAGGACGGG
Messenger RNA from Dacryopinax primogenitus, 2007 nucleotides. Its product is annotated as alpha/beta-hydrolase. The record is from RefSeq and is a predicted model, not a curated record. The transcript has 4 exons. The coding region runs from base 1 to 1830 and encodes 609 amino acids. Gene Ontology annotation, molecular function: triacylglycerol lipase activity. NCBI's taxonomy places the organism in Eukaryota, Fungi, Basidiomycota, Dacrymycetes, Dacrymycetales, Dacrymycetaceae.